CUAGCCUACCAUAUCUAUAUGUCAAAAGAACGGUAAUAUAUCCAUUGAAAAUACACAUCCCACCAUUCCAGUCGCCUCACGAUACAUUUUAAUCAAACAUGGCACCACAAGUGAUUCUGUAUGAAGGAAUUCCCUACUUCACACCCGCCAACAAUGGCGGGGCAGCCAAAGACCCCAAGAAUCCCGAUACCCCCACUCUAUUCCGCCCCCUCAAGAUCCGGGGCCUCAUAUUGAAGAACCGGAUCAUGGUCGCGCCUAUGUGCAUGUACUCAGCACAAUCCGACCCGUCCUCUCCCUUCGUCGGUGCCCUAACCAACUAUCAUAUUGCUCAUCUCGGCCACCUAGCCCUGAAAGGCGCGGGGUUGAUUAUUAUCGAGGCAACCGCUGUCCAGCCCAAUGGCCGGAUCACCCCUAACGACAGUGGGCUCUGGCAGGAGGGAACUGAGUCGGAGCAAUUCCAGGGACUAAAACGCGUUGUAGAUUUUGUUCACAGCCAGGGAGCCAAAAUCGCUAUUCAGCUAGCUCAUGCGGGUCGGAAGGCCAGCACUACGGCACCCUGGAUUGCAAAGGAGGCAGGAAAGGGCAGUCUACGGGCUGAGGAAAGUGUCGGCGGAUGGCCCAGCAAUGUUGUAGGCCCAUCUGGAGGUGCUGAGCACAUAUGGGCUCCGGGAGAUGGAUUCUGGGCCCCACGAGAGCUUCAUACCGCCGAGGUAGAGGAGCUCGUGGGGGCAUUCGCCAGGAGCGCUAAGCUGUCUGUCCUGGCUGGAGUGGAUGCAAUCGAGAUCUAUGGAGCCCAUGGCUAUUUGAUUGGCCAGUUUCUGAGCCCCGUUACCAACAAGCGAACCGAUAAAUACGGCGGCUCAUUUGAAAACCGGACACGGAUUCUGCGCGAAAUUGCUGCAGCCAUUCGGGCCGUGAUUCCUGUUGAUAUGCCUCUAUUUCUGCGGAUUAGUGCUACAGAAUGGCUUGAUGGCAAAGUUCCUGAAUUUUGGGAUCUGCCUUCAUCAGUUGCACUUGCUAAAUUGCUUCCUGAGUUGGGGAUUGACUUUCUUGACGUGAGCUCCGGUGGUAAUCACAAGGACCAGGUCAUCGAUACGCAUACCAACUAUCAAAUUGACCUUGCCAGCAAGAUCCGAAAGGAAAUUCGACAGGCUGGACAAAGCACAUUGGUUGGAGCCGUCGGGUUGAUUACGCAGGCAGAUGCUGCUAGCCAGAUAGUCCAGGGAGCACACAUCGACGAAGCGGAAGCAGCUGAAGCGAUGCUGACAGGCACACAACCAGAGGCUGACGCUGUGCUGCUAGGACGUCAGUUUCUUCGAGAAGCAGAUUGGGUGAUCAAUGCAGCGAAGAAGUUAGGGGUCCCUUUUACAGCACCUUGGCAGCUUAGCCCCGCAGUUUAAAGUAAUAUAGCGGAGGGAACAAUUCUUUAUAACGAAGAUUGAUAGAAAUCUUGGAAUAUCA
Molecule: messenger RNA, 1461 nt
Organism: Aspergillus pseudotamarii
Lineage: Eukaryota; Fungi; Ascomycota; Eurotiomycetes; Eurotiales; Aspergillaceae
Product: NADH:flavin oxidoreductase/NADH oxidase
Exons: 1
Coding region: 99-1400 (433 amino acids)
Cellular component (GO): intracellular anatomical structure
Molecular function (GO): NADPH dehydrogenase activity; NADP binding; FMN binding
Source: RefSeq, a predicted model, not a curated record